Formica exsecta is the source of this 3548-nucleotide messenger RNA. RefSeq lists its product as uncharacterized. The record is from RefSeq and is a predicted model, not a curated record. Gene Ontology annotation, biological process: lipid storage; positive regulation of triglyceride storage. Gene Ontology annotation, cellular component: lipid droplet; cytosol. Lineage: Eukaryota; Metazoa; Arthropoda; Insecta; Hymenoptera; Formicidae.
AUACCAUUUGCAGUUCUCGACGUGCAGUCAACGCCGCGUUCUUCGGUCGAAACGUCGAGUUUUCUGCCGUCUCGUUGGCUGCUGGAUUCGUGAAAUUGGCUGCAUUAUACGAUAAUCAUAAAAAAAAAUCUUCAGAUCGCAUUCCUCGCAGCUUCAGCUUGCUGUAUCCUCUUCAGCGAUUAUUCCCCAUAUGGCGGGAGCAAGCGCGAAAAGGCGGCAUUCGGAUCUGCCGCAAUUUGAAUCUGUUGCCAGGAUUUCGAGUCUUCCCAUCGUGGAAAGUGGUAUACACAUCGCUGGUAAUGUGUAUAGAAAAAUAAAGCGCUCGAAUUCAUUAAUGAAUUGGAGUUUGGAUACUGCGGAGCAGUCAUUAGCGAUUGCAACGACGACGGCAAGACCAGCGAUUUUCGCAUUCAAUGGACCAAUUACGACAAUCGAUCAGCUAUUAUGCAAAGGUAUCGACAUUGUUGAACAGAGAGUACCAGCCGUACAUCUUCCUGCUCAUCUUAUGUAUUUGAACACGCGAAAAUAUGUAAAUGAGAACAUUGUAAAGCCGGUCCUGAAGCGUGCCGGAAGUGUCAAACAAAUUGGUAGUCAAGCUGCCAACGCCGCCGCGGAUAGAUUGGAUGGUGCGCUGACAGUUGCGGACAAGUAUGUGGAUCGUUAUUUGCCAGGUGAUCCGGCCGAUAAAGUCAUAGAUGAGGUCAACCCUAUUGAAUCAGUGAGCAAAACGACACGAACCAUCAAGCAUGGUGCAAGAUUUUCGCGUAAAGUACAAAAGAGAUUGACGCAACGCACUGUGGCCGAAGCACGUGCGCUUAAAGAACAAGGAACGGAAUGCAUGCAUGUGCUUUUAUACGUGGCAGAAUUGAUAGCCACAGAUCCAAUAUUGGCGUUAAAAAGAGCCAAGGCGUUAUGGACCACGUUGAGUCUACCUGAGCCCGAAAAUCAAGCACGUCCUGCUACGCUCGAACAGCUGUUGGUACUUUUGACACGCGAAUCCGCACGACGCAUAGUGCAUCUGGUGAAUGGCACGACGGCAUUGGCGAUUAAAACCCCGCAAUGUUUGGCUGAUCUACUCGUUCGGCUUUCUCAUCAAUUACUUGAAGUCGCCGACGCCUCAUUAAAGAUGACACCACUUAUAAAUAAAAGCAAUGCAGCGAAAGAACAAGUAUCCAUUAUACGGUCUGCUAUUGAAAGAUUGAACUCAACCACGAAUUUACUAUUGGAAAAAUUUGCUGCGCUCUUGGCUGGUCGCCCCAGCCCUCAGAAGGCAUCACAUACGCAAAACCAGCAGAACCACAACAAUCACAUGUCGAUGACUUCCAAUCCCUCAAUAAACGGUUUACAUAUAUCAUAACUUUGCCCAGUCAGUUAUUGGCUCAUUUAAACCGCGUUUACUGCGCAAGCGAUUCUCCACACAUUAAAGUGUUCACUGUACGUGACCAACGGCGGCAUUCGUACUCAAGUAUCAGACCAUAUCAGACGCGUUCGAGAGACACCAGUGAACUACCAUACUAAUCGACGCAGCAAUUAUUCGAGACUCAUGGCGACAGAAGUGGCGCAGCUUCCUCAUCUAAAGGUCUUUGACCGUGUCUUGGAAUUACCCAUCAUUGAAUUGGCACUCGCCAAAUCCGCGGAGACUUACUCCAGGGUAAAGGGCUCGCAUCAGUUGGUGCAUUGGGCACUUACCACUGCUGAGACGUCCUUUAACGCCGCGACCAAGCAAGCAAUACCUAUCGCCGCGCCUAUUGCGAAGAGGCUUGAGAAUCCUAUAAACUUCGUUGAUCACACGUUAUGUUUUGGUCUCGACAAGAUUGAAGAAAAAAUACCGCUAGUGAAGGAAAAACCCGCAGAGAUCUUGAAGAAGGCGGCAUUGAGAAUCUCGUAUAUAAAUUAUUUAAUUGUCGCACAAGCGGCAAAUUUGCGGGACAUCAGCUGGAAUAAAGCCAAUCAAAUUCUCGAGACACACUAUGGCACUGUGGCUAUGAAAAGUUUAGAUAGCACGGCUGUUGUUGUUGAUAAGCUCAUCGAGAGAUAUUUCCCCACAACAGAAGAAGAAGUAGAGUCGCAAGAGAGAAUGGCGGAUGCAAAUAAAUCCACGCCGAAUUCCGCGAAUACUCCUCGUCUUGAGGUAAUAGACCGGGUGAAAAAUAUUCCGGUGGUUCAUUCGGCGAUCGAGAAGACGGGCUCUACGUAUGCUUACGUUAAGGGUUCCCAUCAUUUGGUAAAUUGGGCGCUGAACUCUGCCGAAGCAGGAUUGCAUUAUGCAACUGCCACGGCGGUGCCGCUUACGGCCCCUUUGGCCAAGAAAUUCGAAGGACAAAUCAGCGCCGUCGACCAGAAGCUAUGCCAGGGGUUAGACAUUGUCGAACAAAAAGUUCCGAUCGUAAAGAAACCACCUCAGCAGAUUUACGAUGCGGCGAAAGCGGUUAUGAACAGUUCCUUGCAGCCAACCAUCGAAAAACUGAACGUGGCAAAAGAGUCAGCCACGCAACAGGCGUCUACGCUGAAGGAGAUCAGUAUAACUAAGGCGAACGAGCUUCUAAAUACACAAUGCGGCACUAUGGCUGUUCAAAGCAUUGACAAUACCAGUGUACUUGUUAAUCGUUUAUUAGAUCAUUACUUUCCGCCUGUAGAAGGAGAGGAAGAUGCGCCAACUCCAAUCUCAGCAGACGAAAACAAAGUACUUCACGCAGUGCAAACAAUCGGUCAACUGUCGUCAAAAACUGCUAAUCGCGUUUACCAUUCCGUUGCUGCGCAGUUGAGGACAGUGAAGAAGGAAGACGUGGCGACAUACAUAUCCAGCGUAGUAUCUAUUCUUCAUCUCACGCAUUUUUUGAACCUUGGUCAAAAGGAGACGAAUAAAGAGGCAGACAGUCCGACAGAAAAAAAGGAUGAGGAGAAGAAAUAAACUCAAAGUCCGCUCAAUUCGUUUUCAUCGUCGCAAUUUGAUGUACAAUUUAUGUUAGUCCAUUCGUUACACACUGUAGGAUUUUCAAAUAUUUAGAGAAACAUAAAAUAACGUGCAAAUUCUUAGUCAUUCAAAAAUUUAAUGUGUGUUAUAUAUAACACUUAUAUUUUAAAGAUUUAAUAUAUCUUUUAAAAGAAUUUUAAAAAUGCACUAAAAAUGCACGACAAAAAAAAAGAUAUUUUUUGGGUAAUAUUAUUAGAACUCUGUCACGAAUGAAUUGAUUUGUUAGCUCUUUCGAAUAUAUGUUUCUACACGUUUUAAUAUUCUAUAAUAUACAUAAAUCAGAUGAUUCUGUGGUCAACAAUAAGUCGUAUAGUUUUGCUUUACUAAUAUUUUUUUAUGUAAAAUUUUUUAUAUUGAUCAAAACUGCGACAUCUCGCUGAUUUGGAGCUGUCUUCACGAGAAACGAAAAUUCUUCUAGUGUUAUUGGUUAAUACAUAAUAUAAGAAUGUAGUUUAAACAUCACGAAACAUAUCAUCUUAAAGGACUAUUACAAAUAUUUAUAAAGAAUCAAAGCAAAUAUAUAUUUUGUAAAACAUUCUGAUAUAAUACUUUAUAUCAUAUAAAAUACAAUUUU